CUCAUAUUCACCCCUCCAACAGAAGGCUUCUUGCCGCUGAAGCUUGGUCGCCAUGUCGGACGAGUCGAAGCCCAAAGGCUUCCCGGACAUAUCGGCCAAACUGUCUGCAAUCCCCAAGAAAUCGCUCUUUGAACGCCAGAAAGCCGAAGCCGAAGCCAAACGUGCCCGAGAGCAAGCCGAGACCGCCGCGGUUUAUGAGGACUUCGUCAAGUCGUUUGAAGAUGAUUCCCACGGCCCCGAUCGUCAUUCCGGUGAUGGAAGAUUGAACAAGUUUCCGCCCAAGACCCCGGGUUUUGGAGGAGGCCCUGGAAGACGCCAUUUUACAAGCUCUGGCCCGCGCAUGAGUGGCCCCGGCACUCUGGGUCCUCCGCCGCCGUCAAUUUCUCGAAAGCGCACCCACGAAGGGUCCCAUUCACAGCACCGGACUCGGGAUACAACACAAGGGAUACUGGGCUUUGAUAACGCCGCGCCCAGUUCGGCUGCGGCGGCGUCAGCUUUCCGUGCUUCAGAUGAUGAAGACGAAGGAGCCGGUGAUGCGAAAGAGGCUGAAAGAGCUGCUGCUAAACCUACGCUAUACCUAGCAUCCCUCCCUCCGGGAACAUCGCCCUCGGUGCUGAAGUCUCUCAUACCAUCCGUGCUGACUGUGGACAAUGUCAAGAUCCUGCGCCCCCCGGGCCAGCCUAUAACCGACCGGAAAUCGGUAGCCGCCAUUGUGACUCUGGCAAACGAAUCUGCGGCUUCCGACAUUGAUAGCACGGUUAGCGCUCUUCAGAACAGAUACCUAGGAUGGGGAUAUUACUUGACGAUCUCGAGACACCUCUCCUCCGCCGCUAUUGGUUCGACGAUGCCGGUCACUGUCGGCCUGUCUUCGGCAUGCUCUCUCCCUUUUGGCGCCAAGUCGGUAGCGCCUGAUAUCCCAGGGCGGCUGAAUCGCGCUCCGCCACCAGGGCUGCAUCGUGGGGGAUUUGCGCCACCAUCAUCGUAUGGACCGGCACACGGGAGGGGUGGUCCUUCCACACAGGUUGAGGUGAAAGCACCGUCAGACCUGAAACAGCUAAAGCUGAUCCAUAAAACUCUGGAGAAUCUAUUGAAUCAUGGCCCAGAGUUCGAGGCACUACUGAUGAGCAGACCAGUGGUUCAAAAAGACGAAAAAUGGGCAUGGUUAUGGAAUGCCAGAAGUGCUGGUGGGGUGUACUACCGGUGGAAACUAUGGGAAAUCCUCACGAACAGCCGCCCUGUUACUAGCCGACGAGGCAGGCCUCCGACUCCAUCGACUAUCUUCGAGGGUGGUGCAAACUGGGUUCCGCCGGAGGCGCAUAUUAAAUUCGAAUAUACAACCCGCAUGGACGAGUUUGUGACGGAUGAUGACUACGACUCUUCCGACGAGGAGAUGUCCGAUUAUGAGGAUGAAAGACGAAAUCUGGGAGGGGCACCGCCAGCCGAGGGGCCUGGUGCAAACAAAGAGGGGCUAGGCUACAUGAAUCCAUUGCAGAAGGCCAAGCUGACCCAUUUACUUGCUCGACUUCCGACUACGCAUGCCAAGCUGCGGAAAGGUGACGUUGCACGAGUUACUGCUUUCGCCAUCGAGCAUGCGGGUGCAGGAGCCGAUGAAGUCGUGGAAAUGAUCGUGUCGAACAUCAUCAAUCCCUUCGCCUACACUGGUGCUAAUCCCGAUCGCGAAGCAGAGAAAGGUCUUGCUCGACGAGAACAAGCAGGAGACCUGGCCAACGACAACCCGGCCGAGGAAGGGCGGGCAUCCAUGAAAGAGACUCUGGAUCUAUCUUCUGCCAAAUUAGUUGGCCUCUACCUUGUAUCAGAUAUCCUUUCCUCUUCUGCCACGAGCGGCGUGCGCCAUGCGUGGCGUUACCGGCAGCUUUUUGAGUCUGCCUUGAAGAUACACCAGGUAUUUGAGCAUCUCGGGAGACUCGAAAAAGACUUGAGGUGGGGACGACUGAGGGCCGAAAAGUGGAAACGCAGCGUUGGCUCUCUUCUGCAUCUGUGGGAAGGCUGGUGUGUGUUCCCGCAAUCAAGCCAGGAGCACUUCUUCCAGAUCUUUGAGAAGCCACCACUCACGGAAGCGGAACUGCAGGAGGAGAGGGAGAAGGCCGAGGCCGAACGGGCUGCGAGUGCGUUUUCUAAGAACAAGAGCCGUUGGAAGACAGUUGAUGAAGAUGCUUCCUCCGGGAAGUUUGACCCCGGACGAGCUCCGGAAACCGAUCCUCAUCGGAUGGAUAUCGACCAGGAGAAUGUUGCGUCUGCAGGGGCCGAAGACUUUGAUGGAGAAUCCAUGAGCGAUAUCGAUGGGGAGCCAAUGGAAGACAGUGACCUGGAAGGGCCGGAUGGGGAGCCAUUGGAAGAGGAACCCCCCGAGGAGGAUAGUGGCCUGAAGGAGCAGCCUGAGAAACCAGCCGAGCCCUCCGCCCAACCAGAACCUCACCCCCCAGCCCGCAAACCCCGACCUAGAGCAGAAGACAUGUUUGCGGACUCGGACUCGGAUUGAGGGCAUGGAAUUGGAGGGUGAUGUUAAACGAUCUAUCUAUAUUAUAAUGAUGUCUGGGUACAACUUCGUUGUCAUAUAAUGCGGAUUUUAAGCGAGCCCAGAAUUGAAGCCAUGAACCAUGCGGC
Messenger RNA from Aspergillus ibericus CBS 121593, 2625 nucleotides. RefSeq names its product SWAP/Surp domain-containing protein. Bases 53 to 2500 code for a protein of 815 amino acids. The record is from RefSeq and is a predicted model, not a curated record. Gene Ontology annotation, molecular function: RNA binding. The transcript has a single exon. Gene Ontology annotation, biological process: RNA processing. Gene Ontology annotation, cellular component: nucleus. NCBI's taxonomy places the organism in Eukaryota, Fungi, Ascomycota, Eurotiomycetes, Eurotiales, Aspergillaceae.